UUUCUUUCUUCUGUGGUUGGUAGUCUCUUUUUGUCAUUUGUGUUUUUUCCAAUUUUUCCAAAAAUGUUUUUCAUCGAUAAUUUGCAAAGAUAAUUUGAGUGUUUUCUAUUACAAAAACUUUAAAAACCAUGGUAUCGUGUGUUGUAUGCAGUUGUUGGAGCAGAAAACGUAUCGACUCGAAGAAACUCGCCGGUUUGACGUUUUACAGGUAACAUAAACAAUGGACAGGUCCGUAACGCAGCCAAACGCAGCUACAACAAAAUUAUCGAGAAAAAAAAAUAAAAAUUAAGUUACCGAAUUACGAGGCAUAAGUUUACUACAGCAUAUCGGACACGCAUUAAAGUGGAUUACAUUACAUUAGCUCAAGGCAAAUUUUAAUCAUUGUUUGCUUUUAUUAUUUGAAGUUUUACCUAAUCCAGUCCUGUCCAAAUCGGACCUUUUUGCCCCGCCUCCUGAUACCGUUUUUAUUGUACAGAAAUACGUGCGUAGGUGCGUCUCCCUUCUCUUAUUCCUCCGUGAACUAAAAUUAACCUAACCUCAAAAAAGUUAAAAUUAUUUAAAAAGGGACAGUUUCUAUUUAUUUUUUAAUAAGUCAGUAAUAUCUAAACAAGGGUAAUAUGGAGUCAUAUUUAAAACGAAAGAUCACAGAAGUAAACGGAACAGAUGGAGAUGCGAAAAUACCUAAAAGAGAAGAAUGUCCCCAUAAGGAACGAUGUUACAGGAAAAAUCCCCAUCAUUUUAAAGAAUUUCAACAUCCAUUUUUAAUUAGUCUCUUAGAAAUGGGCGACUCUGUAAAAAUACCAGAUAAUAUGCCCCAGCCAAAAGACGUUUAUUUAGAACAAUUAGAUAUAUUAAGACCCAUAAUUGAGGCUGCUAAAAAGCCUAUAAACAAUAUCGCUAAAUCUCAAACAGAAAUUAAAGAAGAAAGUUUAGACAGUAAUAAUAUGCAACCAAGUACUAGUAAAGUUUCAAGAAAGGGAAAAACGACAGUAUUUAAUCCAUUUUCUAUAGUUAAAACAGAAAAUUCGGAACUUGUUAAAAAUACUGUAGCAGGAACGAUGUUACAUAAAUUAAAGGUAAAUGAUCCAUACAAUUUAUUUUUUACAACUAUUCCAAAAAGCCCAGAAACAUAUAAGGAAACAAACGCAGUAACAUUUACGGACUUAUUAUGUCCUAGUUUAGGAACGUUAAAAUGUUCUCUACAAAUUAAUUUUAUGAUUGAUAUUGACUGGCUUUUAAAACAAUAUAAAAUUCGAAACUUACAUACGAAACCGUUAACUAUCUUAUAUGGAGAUGACUGGCCCGAUAUGGUAGAGUUUAUGGAUAAAUUUUGUCCAAACGUCAAAUAUCAUUUUGUUAAAAUGAAAGAUCCUUUUGGAUGUCAUCAUUCAAAGGUUGGAAUUUAUGUAUAUGAAGAUAACUCUUUGAGAAUAGUUGUAUCGACUGCAAAUCUGUAUUAUGAGGAUUGGAAUCAUUAUAACCAAGGUUUAUGGAUAAGCCCUGUGUGUCCAAAAUUACCUGAGGGAAGUACAGUAAAAGAUGGCGAAUCUCCUACAAGCUUUAAACAGGACCUAAUCAAAUAUCUACAAAGUUAUAACUUGGCAAUUUUAAAAGAGUGGAUAGAAUAUGUUAAAAAUGCUGAUUUUAGUAAUGUAAAGGUCGCUCUAGUUUAUUCAACACCAGGCAAACACUAUCCGAAAAGCAAUGGAAACCAUCUUCAUAAAGUAGGUGACCUUUUAAGUCAGCAUUGUACUUUACCUGUAAAAACUACCCCUGAAAGUGAAGGUCCACUAUCAUGGGGUAUUAUGGCUCAAGCUUCUAGUAUAGGUUCGAUGGGUAAGAGUCCUGCAGAAUGGUUUAGGGGUAAUCUGUUGAGGAGCUUGGCUAGUCACAAACAAAGCCCUCGUCCAAAUAACUCUCAAGCUACUAUCAGUAUUAUAUAUCCUAGUGUAGAGAAUGUAGCUAAUGGAUAUUUUGGGCUUGAGAGUGGCGGCUGUCUUCCUUAUUCGAAAGCUACCAAUGAGAAGCAGAAAUGGUUACAGACGUAUAUGCACCAAUGGAUUGCUGAUGGAAGGAAUAGAACCAGGGCUAUGCCGCACAUAAAAACUUAUUGUAGAGUAUCUCCAGAUCUUUGUAAACUAGCCUUUUUCCUUAUAACUAGUGCGAACUUGUCGAAAUCGGCGUGGGGAAGCAAUAUACAAAAGGACGGUGGAAGUUACAUUCGAUCCUAUGAGAUGGGCGUGAUGUUUCUGCCAAAAUUUUUCGGAGAGGAAUAUUUCGAAAUUUCAAACUCUCCCAAUAUGAAAAAUAAAAAAGUGUUUCCUUUUAUCUAUGAUUUGCCAUUAACACCGUUUAAGAAAGAUGACUAUCCUUGGUGUAACUAAGAUAUUUUUUGAAUAUACAUUUAUUUUUUUAUUAUUCUUAUACAUAUAAACAUUAAACCUACUUUUGAUUUAUAAUUUGUUU
Molecule: messenger RNA, 2466 nt
Organism: Sitophilus oryzae (rice weevil)
Lineage: Eukaryota; Metazoa; Arthropoda; Insecta; Coleoptera; Curculionidae
Product: probable tyrosyl-DNA phosphodiesterase
Exons: 9
Coding region: 618-2384 (588 amino acids)
Biological process (GO): single strand break repair; double-strand break repair
Cellular component (GO): nucleus
Molecular function (GO): double-stranded DNA binding; 3'-tyrosyl-DNA phosphodiesterase activity; single-stranded DNA binding
Source: RefSeq, a predicted model, not a curated record